Messenger RNA from Penicillium digitatum Pd1, 549 nucleotides. NCBI's taxonomy places the organism in Eukaryota, Fungi, Ascomycota, Eurotiomycetes, Eurotiales, Aspergillaceae. The record is from RefSeq and is a predicted model, not a curated record.
AUGAGAUUGAAAAUCCUACUGAAUGGCAUGGCUUUGGCCUCGCAAACUAUGGCUGCACUCUCUGAGUCGGCGCUGCAAAAGCGCUAUCCAACAGGAUCCUUCUCCAUUCUUGCCUAUGGUGUCGCCCCUGCGGGAGUCAAAGUUUUUUUUUCUGACGGACUUGCAUAUGUCGGCGAUUCGUCUCAGUGGGUGUCUGGAUCGGUGACAUCCGACGUUAUGUUCGUUUUCAAAAAUUCCCAAAUUAUCGCCACAGCUACUAGCAAGGAUUGCACCUUCGAUGCUGACACGUUCUUCUACAUCCGUCCCACACCCAACAAGGUGCUACCUGUGGGAUUCACAGGAAACGACGUCGAUACACCGGAUGAUGCGAAGGUAGAUCGAUUUCUUUUUUACGGCAGAUAUCUCAUGUGGCAAAAUGAGAAUGGACUCUUGUGCGAUUCCUUCCGUCUGAAGGGCACAGCUGUCGAUGAUAUUUACCAGCUUUACUGGGACACUUCAAACAUUUAUCCCCCCGGCUUCUUGAUUCCAACUGUUAAGUCGUCUAUUUGA